AUGGCUGAGAUCCGCCGCAAGCUCGUUAUCGUUGGUGAUGGUGCCUGCGGAAAGACCUGUCUGUUGAUUGUCUUCUCCAAGGGAACAUUCCCUGAGGUCUACGUCCCAACCGUCUUCGAGAACUACGUUGCCGAUGUCGAGGUUGAUGGAAAACACGUUGAAUUGGCCUUAUGGGAUACAGCUGGUCAGGAAGAUUACGAUCGUCUUCGACCUUUGUCAUACCCUGACUCCCACGUCAUCCUGAUCUGCUUUGCCAUUGACUCUCCUGAUUCCCUGGACAACGUUCAAGAGAAGUGGAUCUCCGAAGUCCUCCAUUUCUGCCAGGGUCUUCCCAUCAUCCUCGUCGGCUGCAAGUGCGAUCUGCGACACGACCCCAAGACCAUUGAAGAGCUGGCCAAGACAUCCCAGAAACCCGUCACGCCUGAGCAGGGUGAGGAAGUCCGUAAGAAGAUUGGCGCCUACAAAUACCUGGAAUGCUCGGCCAAGACAAACCAGGGUGUUCGCGAAGUCUUUGAAUCUGCGACCCGUGCCGCCUUGUUGACCAGAGGAAGGGGCAAGUCCAAGAAGUGCUUGAUCUUGUAA
This is a messenger RNA of Exophiala spinifera, 582 nucleotides long. RefSeq names its product GTP-binding protein rhoA. The coding region runs from base 1 to 582 and encodes 193 amino acids. NCBI's taxonomy places the organism in Eukaryota, Fungi, Ascomycota, Eurotiomycetes, Chaetothyriales, Herpotrichiellaceae. Gene Ontology annotation, biological process: small GTPase-mediated signal transduction. The record is from RefSeq and is a predicted model, not a curated record. The transcript has 5 exons. Gene Ontology annotation, molecular function: GTPase activity; GTP binding.